UGCUUUGUACAGUAUCAGAGGUGGUCCAGGGUCUCAGUUUCUUUUAGUGAUGAGGCAUUAUGGAAGCUGUUACUGGAAUACUGGUAUUUUUUCUUCUCCCAAAAUGUUGAGCUGCAGGCUGAUACAAGAGCAUUUAUAUAAGAAGGUCUUACUAUCCAAGAUUUUAACUCCUGUGUUGUUUUUCUCUAUUUCAGUGAAAGAAGCGGGAAGAGACUUUACCUAUUUUAUUGUGGUGCUUGCUGGAAUUGGUGUUACAGGUGGUUUGUUCUAUGUGAUUUUUAAAGAGCUAUUCUCUUCUUCUAGUCCAAGUAAGAUCUAUGGAGAUGCCUUGGAGAAAUGCAGAUCUCACCCUGAGAUAAUUGGUGUUUUUGGUGAAUCUAUUAAAGGUUAUGGGGAGGCAACAAGAAGAGGAAGACGACAGCUUGUCAGUCACAUUGAAUACAUAAAGGAUGGACUGAAACAUAUGCGUUUGAAGUUCUAUAUUGAAGGCUCUGAACCAGGGAAACGGGGAACAGUCCAUGUGGAAGUCAAAGAGAAUCCUGAGAGAGGAAAAUUUGAGUUCCGCUACAUAUUCGUGGAUGUUGACACGUAUCCUAGAAGAACAAUUGUCAUAGAAGACAACAGAUAGCCAGUAAUUAAUUAAAGUUGCUGCCUCAUCUCACUGAGUACUGGAUGAUACUGGUGUAGCAAGUCUGCACAGGAACUGUUUGGUGUUCUGGAUUGUAUCUUGCAGCUUUUUUGGUAAUGUUGCAGAAAGUAGCCUUUCAGGGCCUCAAUUAAGAUCUUUCAUAAUGACAGAUACAGGAUUUAAAGUGAAGCCAUUGAAAUGUAGUAGAGCCAUCAUUUAUGGCAAAUAUUUUUGACAUAGGAAAGUAAUGGCUCAUAAUAAACAGCUUAAUGCUGGAUAAUACUUCUGCACACCCAAAAACUGAGUCUUCCAAGAUUUUAGGUUUGGAUGGGGAGUUCUUUGUCUUUUUUUGCUUGGAUUUCCCACUAGCACUGCAAUAAAGAAAGUGGUAUUU
Messenger RNA from Athene cunicularia (burrowing owl), 1022 nucleotides. It is a transcript of the gene TIMM21, whose product is annotated as translocase of inner mitochondrial membrane 21. The record is from RefSeq and is a predicted model, not a curated record. The coding region runs from base 50 to 628 and encodes 192 amino acids. Gene Ontology annotation, cellular component: TIM23 mitochondrial import inner membrane translocase complex. Lineage: Eukaryota; Metazoa; Chordata; Aves; Strigiformes; Strigidae. The transcript is spliced from 5 exons. Gene Ontology annotation, biological process: protein import into mitochondrial matrix.